Molecule: messenger RNA, 3007 nt
Organism: Notolabrus celidotus (New Zealand spotty)
Lineage: Eukaryota; Metazoa; Chordata; Actinopteri; Labriformes; Labridae
Gene: camk1db
Product: calcium/calmodulin-dependent protein kinase 1Db
Exons: 11
Coding region: 662-1891 (409 amino acids)
Biological process (GO): peptidyl-serine phosphorylation
Cellular component (GO): cytoplasm; intracellular anatomical structure
Molecular function (GO): ATP binding; calcium/calmodulin-dependent protein kinase activity; calmodulin binding
Source: RefSeq, a predicted model, not a curated record
GCAACAACCUGAAACAAGGCGAGACUUGCUUUUUAGUUUGAACCAGGACCAGACCCUGACACUGAUCAGUCCAGUGGAGUUUGAACCGGGCCGGUGAUUUGGUGCAAUGCGAACACUUAAAUGGUCCAUUGUGCACGCUGUCAGAUAGAUAGGCGGGAGCAGCAACCUCCCACUCCUCCUAUUGCUAUAACAACCACAGGGCGGGCGGUGUGACUCGAUGCCACAGCAGCACGGCUCGGAUGCGACUGCCAGGUGUCAUCCUCCAGCAAGUAAGCCCGUGAGCUCACCGUUCUGCCGCUGCACUGGGGACUGAAACCCGCCCUGGGAAAAACAGAGUAGUAGGAGGAAGAAGAGGGAGAGCCUGUGUUUCCCCUGUCACGGUGAUCUGAACAGUGGGGAAGCUCAGACUCGGGAUCCGCUACGUCAAACAGAUUAGUGAAAUAACCUCUCGGGGUAGGACAGACAUACCUCCCCUCCUUGCUGCAUGUAUGGGGCUGAGGAAGCAACAUAGUCUGCGCUGACAAAGACCCAGGAAGCCUCUGACGGAUUAGAGAAGUGCACUACUUUUCUCUUCUUUUCUUUGUUUUUGUUUUGUCUGCUGGCUGAAGAUCCUCCAGUAUCCUCCUCUCUUUGCCUGUCCUCCCCCACCCCCUGGUGCGAAAUGGCGAAAGAAAACGGCGAUGGAUCUUGGAAAAAGCAUGUCGAUGAUAUCAAGAUGAUAUUUGACUUCAAGGAAGUCCUUGGGACGGGUGCAUUUUCCGAGGUGGUGAUGGCUCGGGAGAAGGUCACAGGGAAGAUGGUCGCUAUCAAGUGUAUCCCAAAGAAAGCUCUAAAGGGGAAGGAGACGAGCAUCGAGAAUGAAAUUGCAGUGCUUAGGAAGAUACAACAUGAGAAUAUUGUGGCUCUGGAGGACAUCUAUGAGAGCUCAAACCACCUGUACCUCAUAAUGCAACUAGUGUCUGGAGGGGAGCUGUUUGACCGCAUCGUAGAGAAAGGUUUCUACACAGAGAUGGACGCGAGUCGGCUCAUUCGACAGGUCCUUGAUGCAGUCAACUAUCUGCACUCCAUGGGCAUAGUGCACAGAGACCUAAAGCCUGAAAACCUGCUAUACUUCAGUCCACAUGAUGAAUCAAAGAUCAUGAUCAGUGAUUUUGGCUUGUCAAAGAUGGAGGGAACAGGGGAUGUCAUGGCCACCGCCUGUGGAACUCCAGGAUACGUGGCGCCUGAAGUUUUAGCUCAGAAGCCUUACAGUAAAGCAGUGGACUGCUGGUCUAUUGGGGUCAUCGCUUAUAUCCUGCUGUGCGGUUAUCCUCCUUUCUAUGACGAGAACGACUCCAAACUCUUUGAACAAAUUCUCAAGGCCGACUAUGAGUUUGAUGCACCGUAUUGGGACGACAUAUCAGACUCUGCCAAAGACUUCAUCAGCUGCCUCAUGGAGAAGGAUCCCGAGAAGAGAUUCACAUGUGACCAGGCUCUUGAGCACCCAUGGAUUGCUGGAGACACUGCUCUCUGCAAGAACAUCCAUGAGUCAGUCAGUCGGCAGAUGCGGAAAAACUUUGCCAAAAGCAAAUGGAGGCAAGCGUUUAAUGCAACGGCUGUGAUUCGCCACAUGAGGCGUCUGCAGCUGGGCACCAGCUUCGGCAGCAGCAUUCAAAGCAACAACACUGUGUCCAACCCUCCGAGCCGUGCUCCAGCCAAGAGCCAGUCCGUGGACUGUGCCCCGCUCUCCAUGAAGGACUGUCCUUCAAUCGCCCCCUUGCCCUCUGCUGUGAAAGUUUACAAUCAGGACUCAGACGCCACCUCUCCUAUAAGAGAGGAGCCAUCAGUGGUGGCUGAGGCCCCGAGACCACGCCCCUCCACUGUUACGGUCAUCCACACUGGGACUAAAUGACGCCAGGUUCCGCGGGAAGUGAGCUGGGAGACCACAGAGCUUUGAGAUGGGGAUCAAAACCUACCCAGGCCUUGUGAUUCAAACUUGUCGCCCAGUUUGCUCAUCCCGCAUCCUCCCACCUGUUUCUGCCAACCAGGGGAGGAAUUUGAGGAGCGUUGGUUCAGCUCCAUUUAUGUUGGCUCAGCAUGGCACCCCCCCUGCUGCCUUCUUUGUCACAGAGACGUGGAAGUUCAGAGGAGGGGAUGCUCACCAGAAGAUGUUGUUGUGGAAUCCAUGUUCAGCCUGGAUCUUGGUUGUCUUGGAAGAUAAUCCUGCAGAUGGUCUUGGAAGUGCCACUCUUAAAGGAACUCGUCAUUAAAGCUGCUAUCAUUUUUGACUGUGAGCGUCCCAACACUUGACGCUCAACUGUUUGCCUUGUGUAAAUAUACUGCCUGGAACUGUUGAGUGGAGUCAUGUUAUGCAAGUGAAAUAUACAGUGAGCUUCAAGCUGUGGUGAAUAAUUGUGACAUCAUCUGCACUCGUUUUGACAGCUCUUGUUAAUUUGCUGUGAUGUUUGCUCCAACAGUUCCACAGGGUCUUAACUCCCAGCAGUGACAGUGUGUGUUAUCUCUUUGCUUUACAGUGUGUGGACAUGAAACACGACUGGGACAGUGUGCUUUAAUCACAGCUGUGAUAGCUGAGAGGUCGGUGCAUUGCACUUAUGUAUUGGAUUAUUUAUUUUCUUACAAUAUAUCAUGACUUUUGUAAGAACAUCACUUGCAGAAACAUGUAAAUGUGUUAUUAGGCCAGACUGAAAAAGUAACUGAAUGACAAAGAUAUGAUAAUCUACUAGCUGUUUCUUUGUAAUUAAUGUUUAAUUUGAUUAGUUUUGACUUGACUGUGAAGCCCUCCUUGACCAGAGGGGGGCAACAACGUAUUGUUGUUGUGUGACCAGUUCUCAGGGAUGUGCUCCAGCAUGAAGCUAACCAAACCACCUGUCAGAGUGAUCCAACAGCGCUGAUGGAGGAUGGUGGAAAAGUGGGAGAGAAAAUCCUCCAAAAACUGCAUGUUACUCCAAUGUGCCAUUGGGAGAGUCUGACAGAUGCUUUCUUUCAUUAAAUCCAUCAUUGUUGACAG